CACCCCUGGCCCGUUCGCCAGCCAGUGUUGGCAGUCGGGGUCCUCGCCUGGCUUGGCAAGUAGUCCGCCGGGGUCCCGCCUGGUGGGCGCCCGCGGGCACCUCGUGGGGGCGCCCCCUGCGCCAGACGAGUCCGCCACGGGUUUUGCCUGCUGGGCGCCCGUGGGCGCCCCCCCCGUGUGGCGUGGAAGGAGCCCGGGCGAACGGGGUCCGUAGCCUCGGGCCCGAGCCUCGGCCGAGGCCCUGGCUCGAGCCAUGCGCGCUCGAGGCCGUGGGGGCACCGCCGGCCGGGAGCGAAGUGGCGGCGCGAUGGCGGCUGCGGCCGGCGGUGCUGCUCCGGGCUCGGGGCAGCAGGGCGGCGGCCAGGAGCGAGACGAGGAGGUGCCGACUCUCUGCCUGCUGGGGGCGACGGGCGUGGGCAAGGGGUCGACCCUGAACUCCUGCUUCCGCUCGCAGGCGUACUCCGUGGGCCACGCGUUCUCCUCGGACACCGUCCGGCCCGCGUCGGCCACGCUGCCCUGGAGGGGCGAUGGGCCGCGGGUGCGGGGGGUGGACCUAUGCGGCUUCAGCGACUCCGAGGGCAGGGACACGGGCUUCAUAGAGUCGAUGGUGAAUUAUCUGAGGACCGACGUCGGCCAUGUCAAUUGUUUCCUCCUCCUCUUCAACGCUCAGGAGACGCGGAUCGGAGUCCACCUGAAGGAUAUGUUGCAGUCUUUGAAGUCGGUGUUCGGCGUUGCUCUCAUGAGGAACACACUGAUCGGGUUCACCAGGUGGGAUUACACAAAGAGGGCGAGCAAGGUUCAGAAGCGGCGCGGCGUUACCAAGGAGUCGCUGGCGGCCAACAUGAACGAGGCACUGCGGACGAUCGUCGGCCACGACCACGACUGCCCGUGCGUCUUCCUCGACAACACCCUGAGCAUGUGCACGGGCGAGGAGGAGAUGGAGGACCUCUUCGGCGACGAGCACUCGGCCGUGACCGCGGAGUUCGAGCGGGAGCUGGAGGCGAUCCGCCUCUUCGCGACCACGCGCGGCGCCUUCCGGUGCGGCAGCAUCGAGGGCGCCCUGGCGGAGCGCGACGUCGGGCGCGACAGGAUGGAGCGCGAGCGUGCGGCUCGCGCCGAGGGUGAGGCCGCGAUCGAGCGGCUCCGGGGCCGCUGGCAUGGGCUGGGGGCCGAGGGGCCGGAGGAGCUCGACGCGAGGCUGAGGGCGGAGGUCGAGGAGGAGCACGGGGCCCUCGCCCGGUUCCUGGCCUCGCGGACAAGCACGGACCUGGAGCACGUCCGGGCCGACGUGCUCGCGCGCUUCUCGGGGCGGCCAAGGAGGCGAGGGGCGCGGCGUGGAGGAACGGGGAGGUGGCGCGCCAGCACAACCGCGGGCUGCGGCUGGAGCUCGUCGAGGGCUUCCAGGCGUAUGCGACCGCGCGGGCGAGCGACGCAAGCGGCGGCAGGCAGGAGCGCUUCCGCGACAUCUGCGGGAAGGACCGCGAUUGUGUGCUUCGUUACCUCGCGGAGUGCCAAGGGGGCACGUUGGCCUGGCAGCCGUUUACCCUCCUGCAGGACCACCUGCGCUGGGAGAGCCUGGUUGUUAGGGGGAAUAUUUUCGCCGAGGUCGCGGACGGGGAGACGCUCCCCGAAGUGCGCGAGCAUUUGGGCAGCCCGAGCGCGCUGAUUGCGUUUUUGGGCGAUGGGCCAUCUCCAGAGUGGUUGCGAAAGCUUGCCAUUGCAAAGUCUUGAUGCCAGCACGAAUGCAAUUGGCCCACCCAUGUGCGUCGAGCCCUCCACAUAAAACAGG
Messenger RNA from Prorocentrum cordatum, 1789 nucleotides. The record is from the annotation of a GenBank genome assembly. Lineage: Eukaryota; Dinophyceae; Prorocentrales; Prorocentraceae.